Molecule: messenger RNA, 1047 nt
Organism: Camarhynchus parvulus
Lineage: Eukaryota; Metazoa; Chordata; Aves; Passeriformes; Thraupidae
Product: E3 ubiquitin-protein ligase RING2-B-like
Exons: 5
Biological process (GO): negative regulation of DNA-templated transcription
Cellular component (GO): PcG protein complex; ubiquitin ligase complex
Molecular function (GO): chromatin binding; ubiquitin protein ligase activity
Source: RefSeq, a predicted model, not a curated record
AUGGACGGCACGGAGAUCGCGGUGUCCCCGAUGGCGCUGUCACUGUGUCACUGUGUCCCCAUGGGUGUCAGUGUCACAGGGGUGGCUCAGGGUGUCACUGAUGUCCCCAAUGUCCCCAAUGUCACCCAGGAGGAGGCCAUCAUGGACGGCACGGAGAUCGCGGAGGCCAUCAUGGACGGCACGGAGAUCGCGGUGUCGCCGCGCUCGCUGCACUCGGAGCUCAUGUGCCCCAUCUGCCUGGACAUGCUCAAGAACACCAUGACCACCAAGGAGUGUCUGCACCGCUUCUGCUCCGACUGUAUAGUGACGGCAUUGCGCAGCGGGAACAAGGAGUGCCCCACGUGCAGGAAGAAGCUGGUUUCCAAGCGUUCCCUGCGCCCCGACCCCAAUUUCGACGCGCUCAUCUCCAAGAUCUACCCGAGCCGUGACGAGUACGAGGCGCACCAGGACCGCGUCCUGGCCAAGCUCAGCCGCCUGCACAACCAGCAGGCGCUCAGCUCCAGCAUCGAGGAGGGCCUCAAGAUGCAGGCCAUGCACAGGUCCGCGGGUGCGCUCAAGCUGGCGGCAGUGGGACCCGGGGGUUCUCCGCGGCGAGGGAGACCUCGGCACAUCAUCCCAUCAUCCGCCGGGCCCAACAUUCGAUCCUCAGCGUUCAGCGCCUCCGGCGACUCGGAGCCCGACCCGAGGCCGAGCCAGCGGGCACACCCCGCGGGUGGGCCGGGGCUGCCUGGCGAGGCGGGCGGGCCGAGGCGGGGGCAGCCCUCAUCCUCAGGCAGCAGCGAGAUCGAGCUGGUGUUCAGGCCACACCCCCUGCUGGUGGAGAAGGGAGAGUACUGCCAGACGCGCUUUGUGAAGACCACCUCCAACGCCACGGUGGAUCACCUGUCCAAGUACCUGGCGCUACGCAUCGCCCUGGAGGAGGCCCCGCCCCCCGGCGCUGACCCCGCCCCCUCGCUGGGUGACGUCAGCGAGAAGCAGUACACCAUCUACCACCCCCAGCCGCCCGGUAACUUCGGAAACGGGCGGGGCCUGGCAAACAUGGCCUGG